Messenger RNA from Scophthalmus maximus (turbot), 1161 nucleotides. RefSeq names its product glutamine/asparagine-rich protein mdt-30-like. NCBI's taxonomy places the organism in Eukaryota, Metazoa, Chordata, Actinopteri, Pleuronectiformes, Scophthalmidae. Bases 85 to 1002 code for a protein of 305 amino acids. The record is from RefSeq and is a predicted model, not a curated record. The transcript has 7 exons.
CUCUCAGUGGACAUUCCUUAUCAGCUUUCAUCGAUCGCCUGGGAUCGAUUUUAAAACCGUAUUGAUUUUGUCUUGUUUCUGGAAAUGAUAACUGUGAGCCUAUUGUCAUGUUUGGCCGUAAUCGCUUCUGCAGUACCAGUCAAUCCUAAUGUCCGUCCUCCAGUGCCGUCUCAAGGAGGAGCUCCGCGAGUUCAUCCCGUCGAAGCCACGAACCAGAAACCCGAGGCUCAGACUCCAGCUCUGCUGUCCCCGAGUGUGGAGCGACCACAGUCCGGGGUUCCCCAGCAGCUGGGUCCCCAGGGUGGCCCCCAGCCCGUUCCUUCAGUGCAACAUUACAACUGGCCUCCACUAGGGGGCAGUGUGAUGAUGAUCCCCCUGCAGCUAGGCGUCCAUGGACCUCAGCAUGCGAACCAGCCUCUGAUGUUCCCAUCUUAUGGAUACUUCCCUCUGUUUUCACCACCUUACAGAAACCAGCCGUCCUCCCCGUAUGGAUUCCAAAUUAUUCUUGAAGCACCUCUCCCACAAACGCCAGCAAAUCAGCCCCCGCACAGUCAAGUCUUACCUGCACAAACGCCCCCCGAAGCUGCUCCUCCUGGAGCCGCACCUCAGCCGGUGCAGCAACAACAGAAUUCCCAAAUUGUAUACAUGUUACAGCAACCCAAGAGCUCUCCACUUGGCAGUCUGAGCUCCGAGGAGCUUGAGAUGGCAGCUAGAAUGGGCCAGCUCGGUGUGUACGUGGCCACUGUGAUCGCAAACCCGCCGGCAGGAGCCGUUCAAACUGGAAGCCAGGCCGCCGGGCUAACAAACCAGCGACGGGCAGGCGUCGUGCCAACUGCGGUGACCUCAUCAGCCAGAGUCCCACAGACACAGGGCCCGGCCACUGGACCACAGCUGAGCACCAGCACUGUCCCUGUAGGUUUGGAGAGAGUAGCGCAGGAGGCCACCACUGCCCAAACACCUGUUCAACCCCAACUCCAACCGACACAGGGAAACCACUUCUGAGAAUGCAGCCACCUAUGGAGAUAACGCUUAAUGAGAAUAGACACAUUAUAGUAGAAUGGCACUUACAGUAGCAGACACCUCCCCCCAGCAGUCACCUUAACUUGUCUACACUCACAGAUUUCAGAUCCCUAACAUAUGUUUGAUCUUUGUUUUCUUCAA